Molecule: messenger RNA, 1464 nt
Organism: Eutrema salsugineum
Lineage: Eukaryota; Viridiplantae; Streptophyta; Magnoliopsida; Brassicales; Brassicaceae
Exons: 5
Coding region: 1-1464 (487 amino acids)
Source: RefSeq, a predicted model, not a curated record
AUGGUUGCCUCUGAAUUACCUAGAAGACUGUACACCAAAGGCGGUGAGCCAGCCCCGGAUAAAAGCAUCGGCUAUUAUGCUGAUGAUUAUAGGCUGGUACCUGCACUAAAGUCAGCUCUACAAGAGGAUGAAUGGGAAGAGAUUUACGAGUCACCGUUGGGUGUCUUUUUAAGGUUCCACGACUUGGAUUUUGGUUGGGCUUCUAGGCUGGUGCACCACAUGCUGACCUUUCAGAUAGUUUGCAAGCAGAGGUAUGAGAUAUGGAGCCUGAUUGGUACCACUCCAGUUCGGUUUUCAUUGCAUGAGUUUGAGGAGAUCACCGGACUCAACUGCGGGUAUGUGGAUGACUUGGCUGAGCUAAUGGGGGUCGAUUUCGAGUCGGGCCCAAGCACUAUCGAAAUUAUUGAAGUCUGUUCCAACUGCUCAUCAUGGUCUCGGGAUGAUAGGCUGCGGUUGGGAUAUCUUGGGAUAUACGCUGGUUUCAUAGUGGCAACGAGACCAGGCUUAUCCACAAAUGUCAACCAUGCCAGACUAGUGAUGGAUCUCGAAGGUUUUAUGGAGUUCCCAUGGGGAAGAAUUGCUUUUCAGCAUCUGAUCAAGUCUGUUAAGGAGAAAGAUCUCAGCAAAAACAUUCAUAUAGAAGGAUUUGUGCAAGCUCUUCAAGUGUGGGUGUACAAUGCUCUGCCGGAUUUUGCUGCUGAAUUUGGCAAACCAUUGCCAAAUGAUCCUACACCUCUUAUGCUGGCUUACAAAGGAUCAAGAGGACAAAAGAAAGUCAAAGCCAACAUGCUAAAACAUGCUCGCAUACAGUGCUGCGUGGCUAAGGACUUGGCGGAUAUGUUUCCAGUUUGGGAUGAUGAGGAACAGGAUCCGGAUAUUGUCAAGAUUGCAGAAGCAGGAAAGAGGAACCUUCCCUCAGUUGAAUCAAGUCGCAAGAGAACCUGCACAGCCUCUGCCUCUGCCGCCUCUUUCGUUGGUGAUGAAGGGGUCGGAGUUGUCGCUACUAUGAAAGCGUACUUCGACCAAUACUUCAAAAGCUUUUCAACCAAGAUGCUGAAUGGUCUUGGUAGCUAUGAAAAGCAGAUCAAACUUCUCACCGACAAGGUUGAAUCUGUAGAGCGCGCGGUAGAGGAAUUGACUACAGGGUCGGCGAAGUACACUGAGGAAGAGGUUAAGGACAAUGUUCAGCAAAAACAGCAGCAGGUCACUGGAUCCAAGAAGCAUGAAGGGAGUAAUUCAGAGAAAGAAGAUGCUCCGAUGAAAGUUAAUGUCAACGUUGGUGCGAGUGAGAGUGUUAACGCCCCCGGGGAUGCAAAAGGAAAGAAGGCUGCCAUGUGUGAUGUUGACGUUGACGCAGUUGCACUAGCCAAAAAUGCCAGAGCAGCGGCUCAGAUAGUUGGCCGAGCAACGAGUGCCAGAAACCGACAGCUGGCUGCGACAGAAGAGUCCUUUCUUAGGAAAUAG